This is a messenger RNA of Oncorhynchus tshawytscha (Chinook salmon), 1352 nucleotides long. Its product is annotated as liver-expressed antimicrobial peptide 2. The record is from RefSeq and is a predicted model, not a curated record. Gene Ontology annotation, biological process: antimicrobial humoral immune response mediated by antimicrobial peptide; defense response to bacterium. NCBI's taxonomy places the organism in Eukaryota, Metazoa, Chordata, Actinopteri, Salmoniformes, Salmonidae. The transcript is spliced from 3 exons. Bases 143 to 433 code for a protein of 96 amino acids.
GGGACAAUCUACUUCUGCAGAGCGAAGAGAGAUCCCACCAGAGCUCCAGUUACUGAGGACACAGUACAAUACGUGUUUUCAAAGUUCUGUCUAUCUACUCUACUUCUGUCUUUCUGGAUCAUCCACUCUAAGCUUCUCCAACAUGCAGGACCGACAACACUAUUUCAUGAAAGCCUUCACAUGGUUCCUGGUGUUUCUGGUGCUCGGUCCGCAGGCGUCUGCCAGCCCUGUUCCGUCUGUGGAUGUCCCACCCAGCUCUGGUCAUCUCCAGCCUGAAGGUCAGAGGGCACUGAAGCGGAUGGCUCGUAUGACCCCGUUGUGGAGGACCAUGGGUACUAAACCCUACGGGGCGUACUGUCUUAACAACUAUGAGUGCUCCACUGGGAUCUGCAGGGGUGGCCACUGCAUGUUCAGCCAACCCAUCAAGUCCUAGAAGAGAAGAUGGAGGAACGCUCCCAACAUUUUUCCCAAUCUGUUCUCCAUGGACAUACCCUCCCUCUCCUCUACAUAGCCAAACAUGCAGACAUUAUGUGUCUUGACAUCUAUCUAUGCAAAACAACCUCUGUAUUCAUAAUGUAUAGCUGAAGUAUGAGAAGGGUUAACAUAUCUAAAAGGAAGGGUUAAGGUAUACCUAAAAUAUAUAUAUAUUCCCGAAGAUUUUGCUUAGGCAAAGGGGAUUGCUAUAUUUUACUCUAUCUUUCUGACUUUACCAAAGUAAGCAGAUGACAUGAUGAUAAGGGUAAGAUUUAGCCUAAUAUUACAGGUUAAAGCAUCUUUAACAAACCCCUUAUUGAGAUGUUCCUAAGAAUGUAUCGUCCUUUAGGAUUUUCCUUAGGCAAAAGGUUGGGUUACGUUUUUAGGAAAAAUAAUUCUAAAAGGGUUCUUCGGGUGUCUCCGUAGGAGAACCCUUUCUGGUUUCAGGUAGAAAGGGUUCUCCUAUGAGGACAGCCAAAUAACCCUUCUGGGUUCUAGAUAACACUUUUUGUGUUCUAAGAGUGAAGAUGUGAUAUUGAAUGCUAGCUUUUGGACCGUACCAAGGGGAACAGCAUGUAAAUGUGACAGACACAUGGAUUUUGGGUUAUAAGGUUUUCAAUAUUUCUACUAAUAUUUCAUACAGGGUGCUGGCCAGAGAUAAAACAGUAGCUAGGCGCCUAAACAUAGUCUUCCAAAGUGCUUCACCAGAUGUUAACAGUCGACACACUCACAUUCAAUGUAAUGGUGACUAUAUUGGCUUUGCCAUCGAGGAAUUUAUCCUCCAACUACAUCUGUCGUGCAGUAUCUGUUCCAUCGGAUUAGAUGACGUGGCCUUUAAAAAAAACAAUCAGAAUCAGAUACAUUUUCAUGGUACAUAU